UUUUCUCAUAUGUCAGUUCCUCUCUGAGCUUCUUUCACAUUUGUUUCUGCUCAUUUACCCAUUGCCUUAUACGUCCACUGGACAUCUUUUUUGCUGCUGCAGAAUGGGACCGGCGAGCCUUAGCUUGGCCCUCCUCAGCCUCUCGUUCUGCUGGGCUCAGAUGUCCAACCCGGACGGCGGGAGGCCGUCCUGCAGAAGCUGCGACCUGCGGCUCUCCUGUAACUGCUCCUGCAGAGGAUUCACCCAGGUUCCCUCUGUCACGGACCGAGCCCUGACCCUUGACCUCUCCUUUAACAACAUCACCACGGUGACCGGAGACGACCUGACAGGACACGCCAGGCUCAAGGCUCUGAGUCUCCGCGGAAACAGACUAGCUGUGGUGGACCCGUCGGCGUUUGACUCUCUGUCGGGUCUGAAGGAGCUCGAUCUGUCCAACAACCAGCUGAGUGCUCUCAACCACAAAUGGUUCAGAAAACUAGAAGCUCUGGUGGAACUCAACCUGCUCAACAAUCCAUACAGCUGCCUGGGGCCUCGACCGUUAUUCGAGGGGCUGAUCAGGCUGAGGAGGCUGGGCUUCGGAGGGCCGGCGUUGGAGGAGAUAAAGAGAGGAGAUCUGUCUGGAGUCACUCAGCUGGAGGAGCUCACCGUGUACGCCAACAACCUGAAGAGACACGAGUCCGGGGCUUUAGGGGACGUUUGGCCGUUGGGUCACGUCACCUUGAACCUCCACACUCCGUUUUUAACAAACACCUCCUUAGCCUCGGCGGUUCUUGCGGACGUGUCGUACCCGGAGACGCCGAUCCUUCUCGAAGACAUCCAUCUGAUCGGGAAUGAGUCCGUUCAGCCCUUCAGAGAGCCGGCCAGGAGGAGAGUCAGGCAAUUGGCGUUCCACAACUUUUCCGUGUCUGAUGAGGCCAUUGUUAACCUCCUGGUGGUGUGGGAUGGCGUGCCGCUCACCUCCCUGCAUCUGGACGGUGUCACCCUGACCGGCGAGGGCAGAUGGGAGCGAGCCCAUCAUACGGAUCACAAAAGUUUUGAUGAGUUCUUUGUAAGAAACGUCGUGGUGCUGAAUGUCUUCAAGUUUGUCUCGUUUCUGGAGCUGGGCUUUCUGCUGUACUACCCCAGAAAGGUGUCCGUCAUCAACGCUCAGGUGUUUGUGAUGCCCUGUAAGACCUCACAUUUGCUAAGGAGCCUGCAGUACCUGGACCUGUCCGACAACCUGCUGACUGAGAUGACUCUAGUGGAGACACUCUGCAAUGGAGACGGCUCCCUGAAGGACCUCCGGGUUUUAAAUGUCAGCGGCAACGCUCUGCAGUCUUUGUCCACAAUGAGCCGGCAGGUAACAAAGCUCUCCAAACUGACCCACCUGGACAUCAGCAGGAACGGAUACAGCUCCAUGCCCCCCAGCUGCUCCUGGCCCUCCACCCUGCGAUACCUAAACAUCUCAAGGGCCAAACUCACAACCAUCACGCCCUGUCUACCUGUAACUCUGGAGGUACUGGAUCUGAGCUACAACAAUCUCAAAAGCUUCAUAUUGGUGCUGCCUGUCCUGAAAGAGCUCCACCUCUCUGGGAACAAGAUACUGAGGCUGCCUCCUGGACUGCUGUUUCCCAAUCUGCAAACACUGACAAUGCAGUCAAACACCUUGAACAUGUUCGGACGUUCAGACCUUCUGUUGUACAAAAAGCUGCAGGACCUCCAGGCUGGCCAGAACAAGUUCGUCUGCUCCUGUGACUUUGUCGACUUCCUCCAGUCGGCCUUAAAAGGAGGUGAAGUUGUGCAGUUAAGUGACGGAGAGGAGAGCUACGUGUGCGACUCUCCUCUCUCCCUGCAGGAUAAACCAGUGGCUGGAGUCCACCUCUCCGUCCUUGAGUGCCACCGAGUCUUGUGUGUGUCUUUGAGCUGCGGGUUGGCGCUGUUAUUUGGGAAUGUAACCUUCUACCUGCUGUGGCGCUUCCACGCCUUCUGGUUCCUCAAGAUGAUGUUGGCGUGGCUGAGGGCCAAGCAUAGCUCCAAGCGCCGGCGUCGACACCUGGACGGAGAAUCAGACGGGUUGCUGUCUUAUGACGCCUUCGUGUCCUACAGUGAGAGAGACGCGAGCUGGGUGGAAAACUUCUUGGUGCCGGAGCUGGAAGAGCCAAGGCAGAGCGAUGAAGACUCUGCGACCCGGACGCCCCCCCGGCCUCUGACCCUGUGCCUCCACAAGCGGGACUUCCUUCCCGGAAAAUGGAUUAUGGACAACAUCAUUAGCGCCAUGGAGCGCAGCCGCCGGACCGUCUUCAUCCUCUCUGAAAACUUUGUCCAGUCCGACUGGUGCCGCUACGAGCUGGACUUCUCCCACUUCCAACUUUUUGACGGCAAGGCCGGCGGAGAGGUGGCCAUCCUGAUCCUGCUGGAGCCGCUGUCCAAGGACGACAUCCCCAAACGCUUCUACAAACUGCGCAAACUCAUGAGCUCCACCACCUACCUGGAGUGGCCUCAGGACGAGGAGAAGACCGGGGAGUUCUGGAGGAGUCUCCACCAAGCUUUGAGAGGAGGAGAAGAGGACGACGACGACUGAAAGUGAGCACAACAUGACCAAUAAGGUAAAAAUAUAGAACAAAAGCAGCAGUGAAAGGAAGAAAAAGAAAAGAU
Molecule: messenger RNA, 2634 nt
Organism: Centropristis striata (black sea bass)
Lineage: Eukaryota; Metazoa; Chordata; Actinopteri; Perciformes; Serranidae
Product: toll-like receptor 2 type-2
Exons: 11
Coding region: 104-2560 (818 amino acids)
Biological process (GO): toll-like receptor signaling pathway; inflammatory response; immune response
Cellular component (GO): membrane
Molecular function (GO): transmembrane signaling receptor activity; triacyl lipopeptide binding; protein binding
Source: RefSeq, a predicted model, not a curated record